AUGUCUUUCGGCUUUGGGGCAUCCGUCCCCGCUGCUGGAAGCGCGUCAGCGGAGCUUGGGCCGGAGCUUUCAGAUGUCUUCACAGAUGAGGUUGGUUUCAAAGGUGUCUCUGGCGACGCAAAUAUUCGAUUCCUCCCCACCCCCUGGCCCGACAACGCACUCCCGUCUCCAACAUCCUCCCUUUUAGCUGUCGCGCAGACAAAGGGAGUGGUUGUCGGCGCUGGCCCCGACACCCUUGUUGUCGCGAGCACAAAUGCUCUGAGGGAAUCUAUUGUGGCACCUACUGGGGCGGACAAGAUCAAAACCAAGCCCUUCCAACCACAGGCGACGAUUCCCCUUCCUGCCCGGCCGACACAUGUGGCCUUCACAUCGGGCGACGACGCGUUGGUACUCGCCACAGAGAACGGCUCUCAGAUAUCUGUUUUCCAAACAACCAGCCUUAUGCAAGGAAAUGGACAGCCGGCUUUUUCGAUCCAGACAAAUGGCGUGUCUCUGCGCGCUGUCGCGCCGAAUCCUGAUCCUAAUUCGACCUUUGUCGGACUGGUCACUGCCAAUGGCGAGCUACUCAUGGCUGACCUGAAGGCUGGAAAUCUCGUUUCGGGGCCAAAUGGACCUGUUCUCAAGACUGGUGUCAGCAGCGUUUCCUGGAGCAAUAAAGGGAAGCAGCUUGUGGCCGGGUUGGCGGAUGGAACCGGAUACCAGAUGACCCCAGAUGGAACGAAGAAGGAUGAGAUCCCACGGCCAUCGGAUUUGGAAGGUGAAUGUCAUAUCUCAUCCAUCGCCUGGCUUGAAAAUGAUAUCUUCUUCGUGGUGUAUACCCCAAAUUCUCUCGAGGAUGAUAUGGGGCAGAAUCCACCAUCUUCCUAUUACAUUAUCACGAGGCGCAAACAGGCGCCAUUCCUGAUCCAAAAAUUGCCCGAAAUCUGCUCGACUCUUGGUUUCGCCAUGAAGCGCACUCCCGCCUACCAGUUCAUUGUGCGGUUGAGAGACUACAAGCCUCAUUUAAAGGAUGCAUUGAUUAUUUCGUCAACUGCGUCUGCCGAUGUUGGUCUCAUCACUCGGUCCGACCAGCCUCUGGCACAUGAUGACGCCGCCAAAAAGGCCGUCGGUCAAUUUACCACCACCGACUUCAAUGACGACACUAAACGAGCAUCUAUACCACUGAGAGACUCCAGCGACGACACAUCGGUCAUUGGUUUCUCGGCUGAUCUCUCGAGCACUGAGAGUGUAAUCGAACCUAUUGCUGGUGAAGAGAUACAGGAGAGUUCGACGCCUCUGCCCAAUCUGCUUCUUCUCAAUAACGACGGUAUCCUUUCCUCUUGGUGGUUUAUCUACAAUGAGUCCAUUCGUCAGAAAAUUCCAUAUUCCGGCCAAGCCCCAGCGAACCCAGCACAGUCACAACCCCAGCAACCCGCCCCAACGCCGGCGCCAGCGCAGCAGCCUUCCUUUGGCCAGCCGUCAUUCGGCAACCCCUCACCAUUUGGCGGAUCGACGUUUGGAAAACCAUCCGGUGGAGCCACUUUCGGUAGUCCAUCCGGCAUGGGCGCCUCCACUAUGGGCGCCACAGCGUUCGGAAAGCCAUCUGCUGCUGCUUCAUUCGGAAGCCCUUCGCAAUUAGGCGGAGGCGCAGCCCCAGCUUUUGGAAAGCCGUCUGCCCCUGGUCCCUCGUUCGGAGCCCCCUCUCAACCUGGACCUGCUUUUGGUGCUCCUAGUACUCCCGGACAAACUGCGCCGCAGUUUGGAAGGUCUGGGUUUGGGACAAUGGGUUCAAGCUCAACAUUCGGGCAGCCGAGCACCCCCGGAAAGAGCCUUCUGGGAACCGGUGGUGCCGCUAGUGGAGGCGGCUUCAGUUCAUUCUCGACUGGAGGUGGAUUUGGUGGAUUUGCUGCGGCAAAGCCCGGAGAUUCGCCGUUCGCGAAAACCGGCGAAAGUGCUUUCGCCAAAGGUUCAGAGUCGCCAUUUGGUGCUUCCACUCAGAACAACACCGCUUUUGCUGCUCCCUCAAAACCCACCGAAGUGAAAAAUCCAUUCGGCCCUACGCCCGGUGGUUUUACCCUAGGAUCUACCUUCAAGGGCGAUGGGACGGCCGCCAAUGAUGGCCCCAAGCCCGACAAGCCUUCAGGAGGUGCAUUCUCCUUUGGUGGUUCGUUCGAUGAAAUGAUCUCAUCACCGAGCAAGGCCAGUCCUCCGGCUGAAUCUAUGGACGAUAUGGAAGAUGCGGGUGAAUCACCGCUGGCGCAGCCUGCGAAGACUGAGACACCUUCCAUCUUCGGCGCAGCGAGUAAACCUGCUUCCCAGACUACCCCGUCCAUCUUCGGCGCGCAGACGCAAUCCAACAAAACAACGACCGAGGUCGAGAUUGGCAAAUCAAGCUUCUCAAUGUUUGGCAAUAAUGUGACUCCGAACCAAGUGACUAGCCCUUUAUCGGAGCCCUCAGAUAAGACUGCCACGCCGAUGAAAGAGCAGCUUCCAGCUACACCUCCAUUCUCAGCUCUCGAGGCACCACUACCACCUGAUCCUACAAGCAGAGCCUCCUAUGCCCCCGGAGACACGUCGGCCUCUUCGAACGUAUCGAAGAGCUCAGUAGAAGAUGCACCUCUUCCUCCAGAUUUCAUUGGCCGAAAGAAGUCGGAGCCCAAGGUGGAGGAUGAUGCACCGCUUCCCCCGGAUUUUAUUUCCAAGAAAAAACCUACUUCGCCACGUGAGGAUGCACCUCUUCCUCCUGAUUUCUUGACCAAACCGAAGAAAGCAGAGACCGAAGCUGUUCCUGAGGAUGCACCAUUGCCCCCGGACCCCGUCGCUUCAAAGGCCAGAUCCAAAUCUCCGGAGAAGGCAAUCCCCAUUCCUGAUGGUUCGGAUGCGGACUCGGAGCAAGAGCCGGACGAAUCUGAAUUCUCCGAUAGCGGCGAAGAAAUUGAGAAUGAGGAGAGCCCUACAGAGGAAACCGACUCGAAGGCGCUGUCGGCCCAAAGCUCAUUCGGUGCUCCGUCCGUGAAGAGCGCUACCAGUGGUCUCUUUAGCGGCGUUUCGAAGCCCGCACAGGACGAAAAGGAACAACAAAAACCACGACAGCUCUUUGGCGAAAUUCCCAAGCAGCCCCUUCUUCCACCUCCUGGACCUGUCGCUCAUGUGGGGCGUGAACCUGAACGAUCACCCAGUCCUACCCGAGUCAGUUCGCAGAAGAGUGUCUUGUUCUCGAAGCCAGAGACACGCAAAGAUAUAGGAAGCGCUUUGUCUGCUCGCAAGGCUUCGUUGACUCAACUUGCGGGUCGUGAUAGGCAGCUCCGAAAGCCCAGCGACAUCGCUCGUGAGGAACAGGACCGUGCAAAUGCUGCUGCCCGGCAGAGAGAGGAAGAAGAGGAACUUGUUCUUUCGGAUGACGAUGAAGAUGAGCGUCUACGUGCUGAUCUGGCCCGUCCUGCGGAGCCUGUUUCGACGCUUGACCCAUUCCUACCUCACCAGAACUACAUGGGUGAGACAGCCAAACCCGGCAUUGCGGGCCAAAUCGAACGACUGUACCGAGACAUCAAUUCCAUGGUCGAUACUUUGGGAAUCAACGCUCGUUCGAUGGAGUCAUACCUCCUGUUCCAGCAACCUGCGCAAACAACCGAUGCUGCCAAAUUGGUGGAUAUCCUGCAAGGUGACCAGCCUGCUGAUGUUUUGGACCAGAAGCUGUUCUUGAAUGACAUCGCCAGUCUUGAUGAAGUAGUGGUUGCUCUAGCCCGUUCCCUCAGCGAACAGCGCGUGCAGGGUGUCGAAGACAAGCUGGAACAAUGCCGGGACCUUCUGGCUAAGGAGAUCGUGGUGCUGCGCGGGCAGUGUGCUAGCAUUCGCAAGACUCUCGACGCCCACACCGAUACUGGGGCUAUACUCGCGGCGCCUCUUUCUGCAGAACAAGCUACUCUUCAGCACGACCUGCGGACCGCGUUUACAGGGAUCCAGGCCCAGAUGGCCGAUCUGGAGCAGGGUGUGUCGCUUCUGCGUGCAAAGAUCGCCGACAUUCCACGUCCGGAAGGCGCCGAUGGUGACUCUAAGAAGAUGAAGCGGCCCACCGUCGAAGCCGUCACGUCUACGAUUGCGACUAUGAUGAGCAUGGCUGAAAACAAGAGCAGCGACAUUGACGUUUUGGAAGCCCAGAUGCGCAAGCUCGGUGUAGACAUUGCCAGCGUCCCCGGGAGCCGCGAGGAGUCUCCCUUCACCACUCCCCGCAAGAAUGCCGGCCGAUUCCCAACGACGCCAGGCUCUCGCGGGUCUUUGGACGGCAGUGCCUACCACACUCCGGAAUCUGCAUCGCGCGGAGCCAACUUCCGCGCCAGCAUCAACGGGUCCGCGAAGGCGAGUCGUCUGCGCAGUGUGGAGGGGGCCAUGGUGCCCGUUCUUGCAGAAGAGGAGAGUGCCCGGUGGAAGGCCAAGAAUCAGCGCCGCCACCAGCUGGUUGAACAUCUGAAGAAGGCAAUUGAUAGCAAGAAGACGAAAGUGCGAGGUGUGGACGACCUAUAG
This is a messenger RNA of Penicillium lagena, 4500 nucleotides long. RefSeq names its product FG-nucleoporin NUP159. NCBI's taxonomy places the organism in Eukaryota, Fungi, Ascomycota, Eurotiomycetes, Eurotiales, Aspergillaceae. The coding region runs from base 1 to 4500 and encodes 1499 amino acids. Gene Ontology annotation, biological process: RNA export from nucleus; protein import into nucleus. Gene Ontology annotation, molecular function: structural constituent of nuclear pore; protein binding. Gene Ontology annotation, cellular component: nuclear pore. The record is from RefSeq and is a predicted model, not a curated record. The transcript has 3 exons.